Molecule: messenger RNA, 2469 nt
Organism: Macrosteles quadrilineatus (aster leafhopper)
Lineage: Eukaryota; Metazoa; Arthropoda; Insecta; Hemiptera; Cicadellidae
Exons: 6
Coding region: 40-1155 (371 amino acids)
Source: RefSeq, a predicted model, not a curated record
GUGGCUGUGUACUGUAGAGUGAGAGAGGAGGACAGGAUAAUGCAGGUGCUAAGGAUAUUAACACUGUCGGCGUUGGUCGCAGUGUGUUGGUGUGAAGAUGUCUCCACCGCCGCCCCCACUACCAACUCCAGCGUCCCCGUCCCCGACCCUGCCAAGACGACGUCCACUGACGACGCCGCCACCAACAGGACGCGGCGCUCUGACGUCAUCGGCCUCUUCAACUCCAAGCUGCACAAGAAGUUCUCGUUGUUGGGCUCCUUGAGUUCGCUCAGUUCCUCCCAUCCUCAUAUACCCGCAACUGCCCCAGACUGUCACAGCCAUACUCUAACUUAUGACCACAAAGCCUUCAGUUUGUGGAGUUUUAAGAAGGCAAUAUUCUCGACGCUGCUUCAGGCCAUCAAGGCCAUCACCGGAGGAGUGAUCGCCCUGAAGGGUCAGAUAAUCAAGGUGAAAGGUCACCUGAUAGCGGCCAAGGGCCACUUGCUGCAGACCAAGGGGGAGGCCAUCUCAGACUUCGGUCGCCACAUUGCCACCAAGGCGCUGCUCUCGCCAGUGCACGUCCCUCCGUCUGCCACUGGGCUCAGCGCUACUGGCAUAGGCAGUACUGGGUACGCCGCUCACAAACCCAUCUACGGGCCUCCUUCAGCUUCAGGUCCUGGGACAGGCUACGGAGCGCCACCUAAACCUGUGUACGGACCUCCUCCUUUCGCCAAACUACCUCCCUCGUCGUACGGCCCUCCGCCGGCGCCCUCCAGUAGCUACGGCGCUCCUUCUGCUCCGUCGGCGCCAGCACCGUCUCCUCCUACUAGUAAUUAUGGCGCGCCACCUCCCCCUGUGCCGUCUACUUCCUACGGUGUUCCUGUAGCCUCCGCCCCAGCACCUUCCGGAGGCGGCGACUACAGCGGCCCCCCGCCACCCUCUAGCUCAGGGUCCUCGAGUAUCUUCCUCCCCCCAUCUUUUCCGUCCUCUCCGGGCUUCAGCGCUCCCUCAACGGGGUAUGGCUCUCCUUACAAGAGAGACAUUAAAUUACCUGAAGGUGUUCAGGCCGGUCUGCUGGUCCUCAAGCCAAUCAAUUUGCCCGCCAGCUCCACCAUUGUCCAGGCACUAGACCCCAGACACAGAGUACGCAAACAGGCUCUGCCACCUACCAUCUAGUCAUCAGCCAGCACAUCAAUUAGUUAUCCAGAGACCUGUGACUACAAUAAGAGUCAGCCCUCGUCGACUGAUGGCUGUUCACUGUACAGUGUAUACAUCACAACAAUGACCUGACAGUUUACUCGGCUAUGUAAGCUUUACCAAAAACAACGACCAGGCAAUCACAGUGCAUACAACAACAAUGUGCGUUACUUGAUAGGGAGAGUAGUUGAUUAUUAAAAUUAUUUGGCAAACAACAUUGAGCUGAGCUGUAGUUUGUAUUGUGUGGUAGGAAAUGUUUCACGCAAUAACACCGAUUAUACACCGUUAUUGCAUUGCGUUAUUCGGUAAUUUAUACCAAUUCCAGUCUACUUCUAACAUCUGGAAUGGAAUAAGAUUUUAGAGGAUAUCAACUUUUUUCGAAUAUAUUAAUGCGAGAGUCAAUAAUUAUCUUGCCUCAUUGCUCGGUAAUGUUGACGUUAAAUGUUCAGCCAUGUUGUUAUGAAAAGGUAUUUUAAAGCGUGUUUCAUUAGUACCAAUAUCUAUAGAGGUCUAUCUCAUAGUUAUUUAUAUUAUGUGAAAUGUAAUUCAUUCUUUUUUCUAAUGUAAAGUCAUAAAACUCAUCUAUAAUCUAUAAUCAUCUAUAAUCCAUAAUCAAACAGACUGCCAUCAUAUCAAACUUAUUAAUUUGAACGUGAACUAUGAUUGCCAAAACCAUCUUCUGAAUACUUUUUUAUUUAAUAAUAGAUCAUAAAGAACGUAGCCCUAUAUUUUAGACCAGCAUUUGAAUGUAAAAACUUCAAAAACUACUUUAGUAUAAAUUGUAAACAUUAUCACAAACAUUAAUUGUAGCAUAAUCUAAUUACACCCUCAAAGCAAAAAUUUUCAGGUAAUAAGAUGAGGGUUUGACCAUACCUGGCAGGUGCUUAACAUAUAUUAGUUUUAGUUAAAGUCGAGCGAUAAGUUACAAAAUUUGACGUCAAAAUCACGAUGAUUCAAUAAAUAUUGGCUCGUUGACAUUUGUAAUCGGAAUUAAUUCUAUAUUUUUUAUCUUGAGUCCGCCAAACAGUUGAAACAGAACCAAUGACUUCUAAAGAGGUCUAUUUCACAGCCAAUGAUUUAAACAUAAUCUUUUCCAACUAAGUUUACCUUAGUAACGACAUUUUGCCAUCCCAGCAAAACAAAACAAGUUUCAUAAAACCGACAUUUAAACAAUACAAUAAUAUUAGCUUUGCCAAAACCUUAUAGCAGUAAGACUAUUUAUAUUUCUCGUAAGCAGGAAGCCAGAUUAGACAAGUAAGCUAGUUUACGAAAGCUGUAAAAUAAGCCUAUUAG